GAAUCCUUCAGCGAUAAGAAUGAAAACGGAAAGAAAAGAGGAAAGUUGAAUGAAAAUAUCCAUAAUAUGUUUUCCAAAUAAGAGCCAAUAUCCAGAGAACAACAAUAGCAGUCACAAGACUUGUUAUUAGAUAAAUCUCGUCUUUGUAGAUAAAAUAAACAGUGCAUUAAGAAGAAUGGAAUCAAAGAUAGGAGGAAAGUGUGCCAUGUGUGGCUACAAUGCAUUAGUGAAGCAUGAUGGGUAUAUGGUUUGUGAAGAAUGUGGUACUAUCAACAAUGAAGACAUGAUCACAUCUGAGUUUCAAGAUUAUGAAGGUUACCAAUCAGCAUCACAGAACAAGUGGAUCAUGAAUGAUAAAAAGAAACAUCUUGCCCACUUUGAUGGAAAGGUUCCAGAUGGCAAAAAAGAAGGCCUUUCACAUAUUAAAAUAUACAGUAAAUUAUUGACUUUUUCUUCAGAUAUGGUAGAAAGGGCAGAAAAUAUGUUUUCUCUCUUAUAUAAAGACGAGGAGGUCAUACAUACAGUAAUGGCGACAAAAGAAGCACUGGCAUCGGCAUGUUUAUUUGUUGAAGGACGAAAGUUUGGUCAAGUAAUAUCAAUCAAAGAAUUCAGCAAGGUUACAGGAGUUAAAGUAGGUCUAUUAGUCAAGGAAAUAAAUUUUAUAAAAAAAAAAUUUUGCAUCACAUUACCAAAAUCAACAAUUGCAGAAAUGUGUGUUGAAAUUGCAUUGAAGAAUAACAUUGAACCAGAUGUUAGACGAGCUGCACAGGAAAUUAUAUUAUUGUGUGAUAGAGCAUGGUUAGUAACAGGUCGUCAGCCUCAAAAGAUUAUUUGGGCAGCUUUUUAUAUAGCAGUAAAAUCAAAUUCUUUGGAUGAAAACAGGAAAUUAACACAAACAAACUUUUUGAAAAAUCAUGGCCUGAAAUUUAAUGUUCAGGACAAAGAAAGACUAAAUGAAAUUUUAGAAAUUUUAAAGGAUAUUGGUGACACAAUACCUUGGGCUUCAAAUAAAAACAAAAAGGAUUUUGUAUAUCACAAUCUGAAUGACAUUUUGAAAUACAGUAGGAUGGCAUUGAUGGAAAAAAGAAUGAAAUUUUUAAAAGAAAUGGAAAAUUCACAAAAUAUACAAAAUGGAGAUGGUGAUGAACAUGAUGAAUCCACUUCUCAAAAACGAAAAUUACAAUCCGGAGAUGAAGAAAAUAUCGACAUUUUUCAACCCCCAAUACUAAAGAAAGUCAGGCUUCCUCCAGUAAAUGAGGACUUAACUAUUCCACCUUCUAUCAAUGUUGACUGCGAUAUUGAAGACAUGGGCAGUGAUAUUGAUGAAGAAUUAGAUGGCUACUUACGCUCACCAGAGGAAGUCAAACAAAUGGAAAUUGCAAGAGCUUUAAUAAUUGAUUAACCAUCAUGUUGCUUUAAGUUAAUUCUUAUCUGACAUUUACCUGAAAAUACUCAGUUAACAUUAUCAUUUCGUUUAAAAUGUUUAAAGUGCUAAUCAAUUAUUUUUUUCAAAUGUAUUUUUCUGCUUUU
Mytilus trossulus (common blue mussel) is the source of this 1530-nucleotide messenger RNA. Its product is annotated as transcription factor IIIB 50 kDa subunit-like. Gene Ontology annotation, biological process: transcription preinitiation complex assembly; transcription initiation at RNA polymerase II promoter. The record is from RefSeq and is a predicted model, not a curated record. The transcript is spliced from 2 exons. Lineage: Eukaryota; Metazoa; Mollusca; Bivalvia; Mytilida; Mytilidae. Gene Ontology annotation, molecular function: TBP-class protein binding; RNA polymerase II general transcription initiation factor activity. The coding region runs from base 176 to 1402 and encodes 408 amino acids. Gene Ontology annotation, cellular component: transcription preinitiation complex; nucleus.